Molecule: messenger RNA, 633 nt
Organism: Capronia coronata CBS 617.96
Lineage: Eukaryota; Fungi; Ascomycota; Eurotiomycetes; Chaetothyriales; Herpotrichiellaceae
Exons: 1
Coding region: 1-633 (210 amino acids)
Biological process (GO): mitophagy
Molecular function (GO): mitochondrion autophagosome adaptor activity
Source: RefSeq, a predicted model, not a curated record
AUGUCGUCAAAUCUAGUAUCGGAACUCGCUUCGACGAUCCAGUCCGCCUCGAUCAAACGCAACCCGUCGCCCGCGCACGAUGUGAACCCAUCGACGGCAGCCUCGGAGAAGAUCCCGGCCGUGGUGGAAUCACCCUCACUCCAAAAGGCACGGUCACGGCCACGAUCGCAUUCUCCUCCUGCCCGUCUUCCCUUGUCUCGCUCGCAAUCGCUCGACUCAGCCACGAGUUCCGAGUCGACAUCCACCAUCCCCAGCGACAUCAUCCACCCGCGCCGACGGCGGAAGUCGUUCCCUCCAAUCCCCGACUUCCGCUUCGAGCAAUCCUACCUGGCGAGCAUCAAGAAUGCCGACACGAAUUGGAGAGUCGCCUUCAUUACCAUCCGAGACCAGGUCUUCCUGCCGCUGGUCCAGGGUAUAGUGUGGAACAUGCUCAUGAUGGGGUGGCGGCAUUGGAAUCGUGGCAGCAAGUUCCAGGGGAGGACGCUUGGGGCUAGGCUGCGGAAAUGGUGGUGGGGCGUGAAUAACUGGAAGAUGCCUGCUGGCACGGAGGCCGAUGCUCGACGCGAUGCUAAGGUUCUAAAAAAGGCCGAAGAUUUUUUCGUCGACUGCUUCGGCACUUCUCUGGGCGACUGA